This is a messenger RNA of Penicillium robsamsonii, 729 nucleotides long. Its product is annotated as DNA-directed RNA polymerase III subunit C31. The transcript is spliced from 3 exons. NCBI's taxonomy places the organism in Eukaryota, Fungi, Ascomycota, Eurotiomycetes, Eurotiales, Aspergillaceae. Gene Ontology annotation, cellular component: RNA polymerase III complex. The record is from RefSeq and is a predicted model, not a curated record. Bases 1 to 729 code for a protein of 242 amino acids. Gene Ontology annotation, biological process: transcription by RNA polymerase III.
AUGUCACGCCGUGGGGCACCAAAGGGCAAAAAGCCCCCAGGCACAGAGUUUACAUGGGAUGCCGACCCUGGCGGGGAGCCAGACACGGCUCCAACGCCGUUGUACCCUAAAUAUACUGUCCCAUUUGCUCGGAAGUUGAGCCCCGCAGAACAAACCCAGGUAGACUACUACCGCGAGUUGCGCGAAACCUUUCACGAGGGCCCUUUUUACUGUGUACUUGAUGCUUCGUCUUCCAAUGCCAAAAAAGGCAGCGCCGCGCGUGCCAACUUUGACGCGUUUCACGGCAUGCCCACCUAUUCCGGUCGUUAUCAAAAGAAACGACGUACCCUUCCCAAGAUCACCGGACGGACUUAUUUCUUGAAGUUCUUUCCCCGCGAGCUAUGGCAAACCCUCCAGCCGAACUUCCGACCUGACGCGUCCCUGGAUGGCUACCAGGGCCAGUCGUCGGCCGCUGGAGUGAAGCGUGGUUUUGAGGACGAAGAAGACGAAGCUGGACCUGCAAAGCGCGUGGCCGCCGGCGAAGACGAGGAGGAUGGUGACGCAGAUGCGGAUGAAGGCGCAUUGAUUGAUGAGGAUGAUGAACAGGAGGAGGAAAUUAUGGAUGACGACUUCUCCGAAGAUGAUGAUGAAAUGGGCGGCGAUUACAAUGCCGAGCAGUACUUCGACGAUGGAGAAGAUGAUAUGGGUGAUGAAGACGGUGGAGGCGGUGGCGGCGACGAUGACUUCUGA